AAUUUUAUAAUGAACUGAGCAAGAUAGAAGAGAUUCGAACAUGGCGAACCCUAGAAGAGUACUAAUCGAGAACCAGAGAUUGUCACCUCUGAUCAAUCUACUGAAGAAACCCCUAGCGUUUCCUCUGCUUCUCUCCUUUUUCCUCUUCCUCACAUGGAUCACCCUCAGGGUACAGCACUCUUCACACUUCUCUUCUUCUUCUUCCCUUCCGAAUUCGGCACUAAAGAGUCAUCCUGAUUUGGAAAUCCUCGACGACGACGAAAAGGUUAAUCUGGUCCGGUUCGAUGCGGCGUCACUUUCUCCUGUCCGAAAAGACGACCGUGGAUGGUUGCUUGAUCCCGUUAUCCUUGCUCGUGAUUCUCGGCUCAGUGGUGGAGCUGCCUCGUGUCUUUCUAUUCAUGUUGGGGAAAUCCGGCCUGGUAGUUUGAGGGGAAACCACAGACACCAUGCCUGUAAUGAGACGUUCGUCAUAUGGGGAGCCAAGACAAAAUUCAGGCUGGAGAACCACAAGGUCGAAAAAGGUUACGCCGAAGUGUUAAUUGGAGAUGACGAAGUAGCUGUAGCGGUUAGUCCGAGUGGCACGGCGCAUGCUCUUGUUAAUGUUGAUCCUCUGCGUUCUACUUUCUUCAUUGGCUGCCAAGACAGUAAUAUGCAGAACAGCUCAAAUAGCGACUACAAAGUUUGGAAAGAUCUAUAAUCCGAACUUGUUUAGUUUAGAUUUCUCUUCUUCAUUCAGAUUUUCAUUGGCCUUUCUGAUCCACUUCUUCCUAUGUAAUCAGCUUUCUCUGGUUUCUUGUAUAGAAUAGGCUUUUCUUCUUUUUUUGUCAGUCAGUCAUACUGUUACUGAGAUUAUAACCCUGAAACUUUCAUUGUUUACGGUUCAUUGAUAUUCAUCAUGUGUGG
Eutrema salsugineum is the source of this 903-nucleotide messenger RNA. RefSeq lists its product as uncharacterized. Bases 41 to 697 code for a protein of 218 amino acids. The transcript has 3 exons. NCBI's taxonomy places the organism in Eukaryota, Viridiplantae, Streptophyta, Magnoliopsida, Brassicales, Brassicaceae. Gene Ontology annotation, cellular component: trans-Golgi network; endosome. The record is from RefSeq and is a predicted model, not a curated record.